AUGUCAGCUCAGAACCCAUUGGAAUCGAUCGACGAGUUGUCGUGCCACUUGCCCACCAAUUGUGACGUCGCCGAUGUCCCCGUUGGUAUGGCCGAUGGCGCUGUUGAUGAGUCGCCUAUUUUGGUCCAUACUGAUGUCUUGGAUAGCGUGUUCAGCACCACCCUUGACCAGAAUGACCAGUUGAUUAGCCACACUCCCAUGUUUGACGAGUUGGACUUUAUAAUGGACGGCAACAAGGUGAACCUGAAGGACGAUUGGGUUUCUCUCUUCAAGGAUGAACCUGUAGCUGAGCCAGCUGUUCCUGCUAAGGAGGAGGACUUGGGCGAUUUAUUCGCUGACGAGGAACCAGAGCCCGUCUUUGCCGUUCCCGAAGCGCCUAAGCAGCUUGAGACUCCGAUGACCCCAGCCUUGGCCACACCUGUGUUGGACAGAAAGAGAACCUCAUCGGUUUCUUCUGCCAGCAAGGUGUCCAAGAGAAGGGUCGACCACUUGGGUGUUACGUCGUACUCCAAGAAGCAGAGAAGCCAGCCAUUGAAGCCAAUCGACAUGGAAUCCCAGGACCCCGCUGCGUUGAAGCGUGCCAAGAACACCGAGGCUGCCAGGAGACUGAGAGCCCGGAAGAUGGAGCGCAUGUCGCAGUUGGAGGAGAAGGUUGAGGUGUUGAUGCGUGAGAAGCAAGACCUUGCUAGCGAAGUAAUUCGCUUGCGGGAGUUGUUGAUCGAGCACAACAUCGAGUGUUGA
Candidozyma duobushaemuli is the source of this 741-nucleotide messenger RNA. It is a transcript of the gene GCN4, whose product is annotated as amino acid starvation-responsive transcription factor. The record is from RefSeq and is a predicted model, not a curated record. The coding region runs from base 1 to 741 and encodes 246 amino acids. Gene Ontology annotation, cellular component: transcription regulator complex. Gene Ontology annotation, molecular function: RNA polymerase II cis-regulatory region sequence-specific DNA binding; DNA-binding transcription factor activity, RNA polymerase II-specific. The transcript is spliced from 2 exons. Gene Ontology annotation, biological process: positive regulation of cellular response to amino acid starvation. Lineage: Eukaryota; Fungi; Ascomycota; Pichiomycetes; Serinales; Metschnikowiaceae.